This is a messenger RNA of Bipolaris oryzae ATCC 44560, 1092 nucleotides long. RefSeq lists its product as uncharacterized. The transcript has 3 exons. Gene Ontology annotation, molecular function: ubiquitin binding; RNA binding. NCBI's taxonomy places the organism in Eukaryota, Fungi, Ascomycota, Dothideomycetes, Pleosporales, Pleosporaceae. The coding region runs from base 1 to 1092 and encodes 363 amino acids. Gene Ontology annotation, biological process: transcription-dependent tethering of RNA polymerase II gene DNA at nuclear periphery; RNA export from nucleus. The record is from RefSeq and is a predicted model, not a curated record. Gene Ontology annotation, cellular component: nuclear pore.
AUGGCGCUUUUCGGUCAAGCUGCGGCGCCUGCUGCGACCAGCUCCACAACCGGAGACACAAGCAAAGAUGUCGAAGUGCCAGCCGGCCAAGUACCCAGCGACAGCAUAUCCGACCUCCAGUUCUCGCCAACCAACGACUUCCUCGCGGUAGGAAGCUGGGACAAGAAAGUCUACAUCUACGAAGUCAACGGCAAUGGCGCAAUGGGAAAGUGGAUGUUUGAGUGCCAGGGCCAUGUUCUUGGUGUUGGUUGGUCAAAGGAUGGCACACGCAUAGCAGCCGGCGACUCAACAGGCAUGCUCAAUAUUGUUGACUUCCGUACUGCCCCGGCCAGCGGUACUGUCCCCGCCCAGCAAGCCAAAGCCCACGAGAAUGCCAUCAAGUGCGUACGCUGGUUCCAGACUGGCGGCAAGGACUAUGUUGCGACUGGCUCGUGGGACAAGACGGUCAAGUUUUGGGAUCUACAGGGUGCUGAGCCUGUCGGUACUCUGCAAUGUCAGGAGCGCGUCUACAGCAUGGAUGUCAAAGAUCAAUUACUCGUCAUUGCGACAGCAGAGCGCCACAUCCAUAUGGUCAACUUGACCAACCCCACGACCAUUUACAAGACUAUCACCAGUCCACUUAAGUGGCAGACAAGGGUGGUUAGCUGUUUUACAGAUGCCACUGGUUUCGCUGUGGGCUCCAUUGAAGGCCGAUGCGCCAUCCAAUACGUUGAGGACAAGGAUACCAGCCUCAACUUCUCUUUCAAGUGCCACCGCCAACCUGACCCGAACGCUCGCGAAACCGCAAAGGUCUUCUCUGUAAACGCCAUUUCCUUCCAUCCACAACACGGCACUUUCUCCACCGCCGGCUCCGACGGCACCUUCCACUUCUGGGACAAGGACGCAAAGCACCGCCUCAAGGGCUACCCUGAAGUCGGCGGCAGCAUCGUCGCGACGAGCUUCAGCAAAGACGGAAACAUUUUCGCAUACGCAGUCAGCUACGACUGGAGCAAGGGCUACGGGGGCAACAACCAGCAGUACCCCAUCAAGAUCAAGCUUCACCCCAUUCUAGGCGAUGAAUGCAAACCACGUCCUGGAAGCAAGAAGAGGUAA